This is a messenger RNA of Pectinophora gossypiella (pink bollworm), 2254 nucleotides long. It is a transcript of the gene NGR-A23, whose product is annotated as RYamide receptor-like. Gene Ontology annotation, biological process: G protein-coupled receptor signaling pathway. The transcript is spliced from 11 exons. The record is from RefSeq and is a predicted model, not a curated record. Gene Ontology annotation, cellular component: membrane. Lineage: Eukaryota; Metazoa; Arthropoda; Insecta; Lepidoptera; Gelechiidae. Gene Ontology annotation, molecular function: neuropeptide Y receptor activity. Bases 748 to 2178 code for a protein of 476 amino acids.
UGGCUUAGGAACAGUCGGCGUAGGGGUGGCGCGUCAUUCGCUGUCGGUAGAGCGAGGCGGCCGGCUCUCUCACGCGCUGAAACUUUCAGUCGCGCGCUCCGUCCAUCGACGCAUACACACGUAAACUUCACAUAAACUUCUUUUAAAAACUUUCAAAGCAGAAUAUCUCAAUAUUUAAUCUAAAUCUCAACACAUGUAAUAUUAAAAUCUUAUUCAUAAAACCCGUCAAGUGAACGAUUACAAACACCGUGCUCACAAACUUUGCAAUACUUUUGUAAAGUGACAAAGACGAACAAUAGUUUAUAAAGUCAAACGGUAUAAUAAGCGACUACAUACCCUCUAAAAAGUGAUAAAUGGCUGUUUGUAGAUCAAAUCAGUUUCGUUCAUGUGAUGUGAAUUUGUCCGAGUUGAGACAUGCGAAAAUAAGGUGUCAUUGUUGAAGUGUUUCGUGAGCACAAACAUGUCAUUCAAGUGAAGUGAUAUAUAAAAUAAAAAUAACAGAGUUUGUGUUAGUAAUUACUUUGUGCGGCAAGGUUAAAAAAUCUGUAAGUGCGCAAUGUCAACUUUGGGAGCGGGGACAAGCAUGCUAAUCGUAUUGCAAACAAGCUAAGGUAGCUGAAGCGGUGUGCGCUGUAUGCCUACCGUGUUAGCACAGUGCGCCGGCGAGGCCCCGAGAACAAAGAAUAAAGAACGUUAUCAUCCAAGCCGCAAGCCGCCAAGCUGCUUCAAGCAGCUACACGCUUCAAAAUGGACUCAAGUACAUCAAGUUCUGCACAAGACGAAGAAGCAGAUUGGUCAGUGAAUGCGACCAUUGAAGAAUAUUUAGGAAAUAAUGGAACUAAUGAUACAAUUGAUACGUUAUACGACGUUCCAACUAGCAUGAUAGUUCUGCUAUCGUUCCUCUACGGGUCGAUAUCAGUUUUGGCAGUUGUGGGUAAUUUUCUGGUCAUGUGGGUAGUGGCUACCUCUCGUCGAAUGCAAAGUGUUACCAACUGCUACAUAGCCAAUUUAGCACUAGCAGACAUAGUUAUAGGUCUGUUCGCUGUUCCAUUCCAAUUUCAAGCGGCGUUGCUGCAGCGAUGGCUCCUACCGCACUUCAUGUGUCCUUUCUGUCCGUUCGUCCAAGCUCUCAGCGUCAACGUGAGUGUGUUCACGCUUACUGCUAUCGCGGUAGACAGACAUCGAGCUAUCAUCACGCCGUUGAGCGCCCACACAUCUAAGCGGGUAGCAAAAGUGAUAAUAGUCUUUAUAUGGGUUCUGGCAUUAUCGUUAGCGGCUCCAAUGGCCAUGUUUUGGGUCGUCAUCAUGGAGGAUGAAGUGGAUCCAGUGACGAAAAUAACUUAUAAGAAGCCGUUCUGUGCUCCCAGUGAAUUCGGUUCCAAUUCGCUAUCUAUAUACAGACUACUGUUGUAUAUAUUCCAGUACGUAAUCCCGUUGUUCGUGAUAACUUUCGCCUAUGCGCAUAUGGCGAUGAAAUUGUGGGGUGCGCGGGCACCAGGCAAUGCGCAGGAGUUGCGAGAUGCAAACCAUAUGAAAAACAAGAAAAAGGUUAUAAAAAUGUUGGUAUUAGUCGUGGCGCUUUUCGCAUUAUGCUGGCUGCCUCUACAGAGCUAUUUACUUCUGCAAUCUUUUUUCCCUUCUAUUAAUGAGUACAGAUACAUAAAUAUACUAUUCUUCUGCUUCGACUGGCUCGCGAUGAGUAACUCCUGCUACAACCCUUUCAUCUACGCUAUUUACAACGAAAAGUUCAAGAAAGAAUUUAAGCAGCGGUUUACCUUCGGACAGAAGCCGAAUAGAUAUGCCAAUGACAGUUACGAUGAUGGCCAUUCGUACCGUACUCGUGUAUUGUCUUUCCGCUCGACCAAUGAGCGAAUGUAUUCGACAAGAAAGUCAAUCAACAUGCCGGUAGAUUCGCUAAAGCCUCCGUUGAGGAACGCCUGCCAAUGUUUGAGGACACAGAAUAGCAUCAGAACGGAGAACGGAUUCCACGGCAAUGGAAACAGACUGGGUUGUAAUUUAAACAAUAAGAGGGACAUAAAUAAGCUUAGAGCAUCAGGGAAACGCCCACUUAGUGAAAAUGAUGUCCCAAUAGGCGACGAAAGAGUAAGCGAACUGUAUAUAUUUCCAAACAGCAAUAUCGUCGAAUUCACAGACAUAUCUUACGACGAUAAAGUGUAGAAACAAAAUUUCCAUUAGAUUAUAUUUAAAUAAGAGUUUUAUUUAUUGAAUUAAGGAAACAUUGUGAUGUGAUAGA